Tripterygium wilfordii is the source of this 1998-nucleotide messenger RNA. RefSeq names its product glycosyltransferase BC10-like. The transcript has 2 exons. Gene Ontology annotation, cellular component: membrane. Gene Ontology annotation, molecular function: glycosyltransferase activity. The record is from RefSeq and is a predicted model, not a curated record. Lineage: Eukaryota; Viridiplantae; Streptophyta; Magnoliopsida; Celastrales; Celastraceae. The coding region runs from base 623 to 1777 and encodes 384 amino acids.
UCCUUUUAAUCAAGGAAAUGUGGCAAAUUCACAAAAAUUGGAAAGGAAUCCCUGACAGGAGAUUACCCAGAGCGCACCAUCUGCGUGUGUUAAAACCGACAUUCCACAAACCAUAGAUUUCACAGAUCACCUAUCUGGCAAUCUUCUUGUGCUUCUCUAAUUCUCCCUCUGCUGCGUAUAUCUCGCUUGCUUGGAUUUACUCUCAUUUAUGAUUUGUCUUUCUGACUAUUCUCUGUUUCAACUUUGAAGGCGCAAAGCAUUGAAUGGUGUAAAUGGAUCUAUAACUCUUAUCUCAUAGCAAUAGAGUUACAUGGUUUGUUUUUUCUGUGAAGACAGCCUUUAUCAAGCCAAAUUUACUGUUCAUCCAAUCGUCCAGCAUUGGCUUCGAUUCGAGGACCCAUGUGGAAAUAUUGACUCAAAAGUCGGUUAUGUUCAAGGAGUAUCGGGUUUUAGAUCUGUAUAGUGGCUUUUUCUUGCAAUUGAGUGAUUCCGGAAAACCCUUAUGCGAGGAUAUAAAGUAUAAACUAUUGAUCCUUUGCGGUGAAAUAUGCAGUUCUUGAAUCUGGGUUCGCUACUUUGAGUGAGAAUUCCAGGAGUUGAAAAUUGAUUGAGUAUCGUGAAGAUGCAGUCGAGGGGUGUGCCGUUAGAGGAAGGCAAAGAAUCUCUAGUUCCUAACAAAGUAAACCAAUCAAGGUUGCCUUUCAGACUGCUUCAGGUAUUUGGGUUGUUUUUGUUUCUGUGUUUCGCAUUUUCUAUCAUUAGUAUAUACACGAUCCGUCGCUUUGGAAUUGAAGGCAUGGUGACUACUGUAAAGUCUAGUGUUGAACCCUUCUAUGAAGAAUCAGGUAGUUUGCAAAAUUGGAUUAGGCCUCCAUCGAAUCUGCUUCACACAAUGAAUGACGACGAGCUCUUAUGGAGGGCCUCACUUGUUCCCAGAAGAAGGGACUACCCCUUUAAAAGGGUUCCUAAAAUUGCCUUUAUGUUCUUGAGUAAGGGGCCGCUGCCAUUGGCACCUCUCUGGGAGAGGUUUUUUAAGGGACACGAAGGGAAAUAUUCUGUCUACCUUCAUACACUGCCAUCUUUCCAAGCCAAAUUUCCAUCCUGGUCUGUUUUUCACCGUAGACAAAUCCCAAGUCAGGUUUCUGAGUGGGGUAAGAUGAGUAUGUGCGAUGCAGAGAGAAGACUCCUUGCAAAUGCAUUACUUGAUAUUUCCAAUGAGUGGUUUAUUCUGCUUUCUGAAUCCUGCAUUCCUCUGUAUAAUUUCAGCAUCAUCUACAACUACAUUACGAAAGCACGAUAUAGCUUCAUGGGUGCAUUUGAUGACCCAGGGCCUUAUGGGCAGGGGCGAUAUAAUGUGAACAUGGCACCUGAGGUGAACAUAAGCCAGUGGCGCAAAGGAUCUCAGUGGUUUGGGAUUAACCGAAAGCUUGCCAUCAAUAUAGUGGAAGACACAAAAUACUACCCUAAAUUCGAAGAGUUCUGUAAACCGCAUUGCUAUGUGGACGAACAUUAUUUCCCGACCCUGUUAACCAUCCAAGGACCUAAUCUUUUGGCAAAUAAAAGCAUCACUUGGGUGGACUGGUCAAGGGGUGGAGCUCACCCGGCAACGUUUGGACGAGCUGAUAUCACGGAGGAGUUUUUCAGAAGAAUAUAUGAAAGUAAGAAGUGCCAAUACAACAAUCAUAACUCAUCGAUGUGCUUUCUGUUUGCAAGGAAAUUUGCUCCAAGCACUUUGGAACCUCUGUUACAUGUCUCUUCCAAGGUUUUGUGCUUCUAAUACAAAUUCCUAGACUAGUCUGUUAGUGAAAUUCAAGAAUUUUAAUAGACAGUAUACAAGGAUUCAUACUUCGCACAAUGCUGCUUAUACAUAUUCACUCUCUUUGGUGAUGUAAUAUGGAUCUUGCUUGCUUGCUUGUGGAGGACCAUCUUUAGAUUGUACACAGAAGACAGAAAAACUUUAGAUCAGUUUUGAAUAUUGAAUUAUUAUUAUUAUUAUUA